Messenger RNA from Desarmillaria tabescens, 639 nucleotides. RefSeq lists its product as uncharacterized. Lineage: Eukaryota; Fungi; Basidiomycota; Agaricomycetes; Agaricales; Physalacriaceae. The annotation marks the transcript as partial. The transcript is spliced from 3 exons. The record is from RefSeq and is a predicted model, not a curated record.
GGUUACACGAGACACUAGGUAUACAGAGAGUAAUGUGGACAAGUACGAUGGUCAAGGUAGAUCCUUUGCCCAAGGUAGAAACCACAGUAGAAAUGGGGAGAGGAUCCCAAGCCAAAAGAACGUGGACGAGAGCAGAUCUAAGAUCAGCACGUCAGUCAGCCAAGUUCAACUAAUGGUCGGCGAAGUCAGAGAGACACAGCAGGGAGCAUAAUCAUUGAUGACAGAGUAGUUGUUCUUCCAGAAGCAGAUGAUGGUACGCCUCAGAGUCUUCACCAAAUGUUUUACGCAUUCCUGGCUUGAGGUCCCCGAGUUUUGCCACCAGUUCGCGAAGAAGAAAUUGCUUCUGUCGAUAGUUUUUGGGCUGAGUUAUUUCGUCUUAGGCGGAUCGCAUGAUCUGGACAAGUUGAUAGGACAUAACGAGUUCUAUUUCACGCUUGAGCAUGAGGCGUUCGAUUUCGUUGGCAACUUGGUCGUAUUCUCUGCGUUGUGUGGGGUCCAUUGUUUUGAUGUGAGAAUAUAUCGCCUCACUGGGGUAUGGCAUAGAUUUGAGGUAGAAGAAAUGAAAGGGCGUGAUAAAGGCUGUGGUAAGUAAAGGUUGUGGUGGUAGAGGUUCAAACCGUAUUUGAAACUCCGAUGCUG